AAUCAUGCGAGGAGGCAUGGCAAGGCUAAAGUUUAGCUGCUAAAAUAACAAGCCGUCGCACGCCGCUUGGACGGGGCGGGCGGACAUCAGUCAGUUCAAAUGGCAGAUGGAGAUGACGCUGAUGCACUGCAAGCUCACGGCGAAUCUACGUCAGAAAUGAGCGGCGAGGACCAGUCCUUGGCACCUGCAACUGCAACUGGAGGCACAGGAUCUGCGGAAGGACGAACUCGUGGCGAGUUGAAGCUCGUGGACGGACAUUCCAGCGCAGAUGCUGCGGAGCCAAUUCAACCGGGCGCAUCGAACUGUAGCCAGGGCGCAAUCUCGCCUACAACGCCUUCGGCAGAGAAGGCGGAAGUUCCAGAGGUUACUUCCAGCCUAGAACUUGCCGCUCUCCGCCUAGAGCUCACACAACUCCGACAAACGCUAGAGGAGGAACAAGACGACGUCGAAGAAGGAAAUGCUGCGACGGUGACGGCAACCGCAGACAACACAGAUAAUGAGACCGUCGAGUACCAGGUAGUUGACUUUGCCGAAGGAAUCUACCGCGGCCAAGUUCAAGCGUUUGAUGCACCGCAGCAGAAGGAAUGGCGACCUCACGGACGAGGCGUGCUCACAACUGCGACAGGCCACACGUACUGCGGGCAAUGGCACAACGGGACACAAGUACACUACGGCACGCGCUACAGUCCCACACUGCGUUAUGAAGGCACCGUCGGUGGUGGGAGCACGCCCACAGCAUGCCAUGGAGUGGGGCUUUACGCGUUUGGUGCACUGUUCGUCGGGUGUUGGGUAUCUGCUGGCCCACUCCAACCGCACGACCUCAACAGCCUACAGAGCUCAACAGAUACUUCAAGUAUGAUAUCUGUAGACGGAUGGUGCCAUGGUCUCCAUUGUGUCCAUCACACUGCCGAGGUGCAUAAGUGUACCUUCAAGUUGCCUUCCGAUGCUCGUUCGCAGUCUCAACCGCAGCGCGGCUUGAUGGUAGCGGAUGAAAAGCUCCAGUAUUGGCGCCGACACGCGCUUACCCGAGCGUUGAGCGCGUGGAUUCGGCACUGUUGUGACUUCAACAUCACUCAAGCGAGGCGGAGCAGACUUCUUGCGUUACAGACUCAAGCACAAGCUCGUCAAGCGGAACAGCGAGCUAUCAGCGAAGAUCUGGAGCGACAGAAGGCUGCUAAAAGCCAAGAUGCCACUGAGUUGUUGACUUUGCUCGCCAGAUCUCGAGAGGUGCUGGAGCAGCGAAGCCAGCGUCGACAACUGUAUGCUCAGCGACUUGCCAGUGCCAUCCAGCAGCGCGAUCAUGCUCGAGCUUGUGUGGCAAAGCAAGAUAAUGCUGUGAAGGCUUUGGAGAUUGAGUUGCAAGAAGUCACGGAUCUGUUGAAGGAGGCUAGGCAGGCUCAAGAUAACUGCACACAGUACACUCGCGAGCUGCAUGUGCUCAAGCGACAGAUCGAGAACGCUUCCGUCAAGCUCAACGCGGCUCGGUAUGAACAGCGUCAGCAAGCCUCUCAACAAGAGCAGGAGCCACAGUCGAGCUUGUCGCAACGAAGCGAUCCACCAACACCCAUAACGAAGACGCCUCGAGCGCGAGAAUGCGCUGAUGACAACAACUCUGUGCAUCAAAGCCGGAGAGGGAGCACACGACGUAGUGUCACGCUUGGACAGCAAUUUGUCUGUGGUGUCCCGGGUUGCAUGUGCGGUAUCCCACGCGACGUCUUCCUGCGCGUGGCCGGAGCACUGAACGACGAGUGAAGAGUAAGGCACAACCUGUUACUCGAGUUUUGCGGUUGUUCCGCUGUCUUGGCUCAGACGAAUCGAUAUUCUGAUCUUGGCUGGUGCUCUGCUAGGCCUUCACGGAAUGUUGGUCCGAUGGAAGUGCUUCUCUGCUCCUCCAUCGCGUGGGGUGCGGGCGACAUGCGCAUUAAGCCCAACUCGCUUUCGCUUGUGAUUGUCAGCACCACUCUCUGCGUGCCUGGACCAUGACCGACGCUUUUGUCCGCCAUCAUCGGCCCAAUAGUUCCUCGUACACUCUCCGAGUCGACAAGAAAUCAUUCCUGCAAAUGUGGCAAUUCAAAAAGAGCUCUUUGUCCCGUCAAAUUGUCCCAUGAUGAAAGAACUCACAUGGACACCAGCUAGAUACGGAUAAAAUGAAUUCAAUGCCAGUGUUAUCAAGAUCUUGUCACUGCGUGCCCGACUAUUUCUUGGAGCCGAUCGUCCCAUUGCUUUUGGGGCCACCAUUAGCUGUAGCCGUUUGAGUGUUGCUGUC
Messenger RNA from Phytophthora nicotianae INRA-310, 2266 nucleotides. RefSeq lists its product as hypothetical. Lineage: Eukaryota; Oomycota; Peronosporomycetes; Peronosporales; Peronosporaceae. Bases 100 to 1752 code for a protein of 550 amino acids. The transcript has a single exon. The record is from RefSeq and is a predicted model, not a curated record.